AUGAAGAAGGAAGCACCUUGCCUCGUUCUCAACUUGGGCCCGUUACCUACUUGGAGCCGGACAGGAGGCCACAAAGAGUUCUCAAGGAGGCACCGGAACCAGUGCGAGGACACGGCCCCCCUGUCGCUGAGCCCCGAGCCGGCGGGCCCCGACAUAGAGACCUACCCGCCAUCCAGGGUGUUGCCCUUCCUCUACGUCGGCAACGCCAGGGACGCCGGAGACACCACCCUCCUGAGGGACCUCGGCGUGUCCAAAGUCCUCAACGUCACCCUGCAGGCCACGGGUCCAGAGCCCAGCGGGAUAGCCUACAGGCAACUACCUGCUUCCGACUCGGGCCAGCAGAACAUCAAGCAGUACUUCGAAGAGGCCUUCUCCUUCAUCGAGGAGGCGCGGAAGUCGAACUGCGCAGUGCUGAUCCACUGCCAGGCCGGAGUGUCGCGGUCGCCGACGAUCGCUAUCGCCUACAUCAUGAAGCACCGAGGACUGUCGAUGAUAGAGGCCUACAAGCUGGUGAAGGCCGCGCGCUCCAUCAUCUCCCCCAACCUCAACUUCAUGGGCCAACUGCUGGAGCUGGAGCAGUGCCUGAGGAGCAGCACGGAGACCAAGCCCACCUGGCAGCAGCAGGCCACUGCCCAAGAGGAGCUCUCUGGCUGCUCUGUCUGA
Molecule: messenger RNA, 663 nt
Organism: Nezara viridula (southern green stink bug)
Lineage: Eukaryota; Metazoa; Arthropoda; Insecta; Hemiptera; Pentatomidae
Source: the annotation of a GenBank genome assembly